This is a messenger RNA of Daldinia childiae, 7710 nucleotides long. Its product is annotated as Conidial yellow pigment biosynthesis polyketide synthase. The record is from RefSeq and is a predicted model, not a curated record. Bases 1 to 7710 code for a protein of 2569 amino acids. NCBI's taxonomy places the organism in Eukaryota, Fungi, Ascomycota, Sordariomycetes, Xylariales, Hypoxylaceae. Gene Ontology annotation, molecular function: phosphopantetheine binding; acyltransferase activity. The transcript has 6 exons.
AUGCUUGACACAAUAUCAGAGCUACCUGGCCUUUGGAGCGAUUUGGUCGCUAGAUUCCCCAAGCUUAAGGCUAUUCCUGGUGAAAAAUAUCUUAAAAACCUGGCAAACUGGUUCAGCACCGGAGUUGUGGACCAAGCGACAUUUCAACUCCCGAACGUUAUCCUCACGCCUCUUGUGGUUCUCACCCAGCUUACGCAAUUCUCACGGUAUCUUUCCCUGCUAUUUUCGAACGUCUCCACUCAGGGCCAGGACCUUCAAACGGCGUUCUCUAAGCUUAAUGUAGAGACAGUGGGAUUCUGUACUGGGCUAUUGAGUGCUUCAGCAGCUUCUAGCUCAUUUGAUAAAGCCAGCUUCCAACAAUAUGGAGCUGUUGCGAUACGACUCGCAGCACUUAUUGGCGCCUUCGUUGACGCACAAGAUGUCUCUGAUCGUUUGCACGGCAGAUCAAAGUCAUUUGCCGUGGCCUGGACCUCGGAGUCUAAGUUGAGGGAGAUGGUUAGAAUAUUAGACGGGUUUCCAGAGGCAUACAUUUCAGUUCUUUACGACGAGAAGCGAGCCACAUUGACUACCGCCGAAGGUACGGCCCCUUUGUUGGUACAGCAGCUAAGAGAAGCUGGUGUCACAGUCGCAGAAGUUGGCCUCCGAGGUAGAUUCCACUGUCAAUGCCACCAUGAAGAUCUUGGUGAUAUCAUUAAUUAUUGCGACUCCAACCCGGCCUUUCAGUUUCCAGGAUUGUCCGACACUGCCGUAUCCAUAAACCUGAACCCUACCGGCAAGAUAGAUAAGGAAGAAAAGCUUCAUCAUGCUGUAAUCCGUAUGAUACUUGUGGAGCAAUCCCAAUGGUACCAAACUUUCGCCUCCGUACAGACAUCGCGGCUUAAAUCCAAAGGAUCUACCGUAGUCUCGUUUGGCCCAGAUCGUGGUGUCCCACCGUCGUUAAUGCGUAACCUUGGCGCGCAUUUUCUUCAUGCUACAGAUCUUGACCAAGCUGGACCCCAGCCAGUUGACAGUGCCCUCGACCCGUUUGCGGUCUCUAUUAACCAAGGCCAAAACGCUGGUUCUGACGAUGAAAUUGCUAUUGUCGGAAUGUCUUGUCAAGUAGCUGGGGCUGACGAUCUUGGAGAAUUCUGGAAAAUUCUCUGCGAAGGCAAAUCGCAGCACAUUGAGAUCCCAGAAGAACGCUUUGGUUUUGAGACCCAAUGGCGCGACGUAGAUAAGACCAAGAAAUGGUACGGCAAUUUCAUCAAUGAUCACGACGUUUACGACCAUAAAUUCUUCAAGAAGAGUCCGAGAGAAAUUAUUUCAACAGACCCUCAACAACGACUGAUGAUGCAAUGUGCGUAUCAGGCCGUCGAACAGUCGGGAUACUUUCAUCAAUCUUGCCCCGAUACGAAUAUCGGAAUUUAUAUUGGUGCUUGCGCAGCGGACUAUGAGCAUAACGUCGCCGGUUACCCCGCGAAUGCCUUCACCGCAACAGGCAAUCUAAAAAGUUUCAUUGCCGGCAAGAUUAGUCACUAUUUUGGCUGGACCGGCCCUGGUCUCGUUAUUGAUACAGCAUGCUCCUCUUCCGCUGUAGCUACACAUCAGGCAUGCAGGGCUAUUCUCAGCGGCGAAUGCUCAGCUGCACUUGUGGGUGGAGUUGCUCUUAUGGGCAAUAUUAUCUGGUUCCAGAACUUAGCUGGUGCAUCCUUCCUAAGCCCAACAGGCCAAUGCAAGCCGUGGGAUGAUAAAGCAGAUGGAUAUUGCCGAGGAGAAGCUAUAGCUUGCGUGUUCUUGAAGAAGAUGUCUACGGCUAUUGCGGAUGGAAAUCAAAUCCUUGGAUGCAUAUCCAGCACUUCAGUCACUCAAAACGAAAACUGUACGCCCGUUUUCGUACCAAAUAGUCCAUCUCUCUCCCACCUUUUUAAAGACGUCAUUCACAAAGCAAAGAUGGAAGCCGAAGAGAUCUCCUUCGUUGAGGCUCACGGUACCGGGACACCGGUAGGAGACCCUGCAGAGUACGAGAGCAUUCGUCAAGCGCUUGGUGGGCCUACGCGCAGUAAGGCCCUUUCUCUUGGAUCGGUGAAGGGAUUGGUCGGACAUACGGAGGGUGCCUCAGGCGUCGUCUCACUCAUAAAGACAGUCCUUAUGAUACAGGAGGGAAUUAUUCCACCCCAGGCUAGUUUUGAUACCCUUAGCCAUCACAUCAAUGCUUCCUCAACAGACAUGAUGGAGAUACCAACUAAACCGAAACCAUGGGACGCAAAAUUUAAAGCCGCCUUAAUUAAUAAUUACGGAGCCUCGGGGUCGAAUGCUUCCAUGAUCGUCACACAGCCAUUCCAAAUCGGCCAAAGUAGUAAUUACCCAAUCCAUUCUGGAAGCUCCAAGCAUCCGUUUUGGAUCUGUGGACUGGACGAUAGAAGCCUGCGUGAUUAUUGCACCAAGUUAUUGAACCUUAUCAGGUCAAGGAACAUAUCGGUGAACGAAAUGUCAAUAGCGAAUUUGUCAUUCAAUAUUUGCCGCCAGUCUAACCGGGCCCUUGAACGAGGCCUCAUUUUCAACUCGAGUACUAUUGAAGACGUGGAGGACAAGCUCGCAGCAUUCUCUAGAGGAGAGGGGAGUAUAUCCUCCACCGGCUCUAGGAAAACGCCCCUACCAGUCAUAAUGUGCUUCGGUGGCCAGAUUUCAACCUUUAUUGGCCUGGACAAAAAUGUUUAUGACAGCGUCAGGAUCUUCCGCUGCUACCUUGAUCAGUGCAAUGCUGUGUUUUUAUCUAUCGGCUUAGAUGGCAUUUACCCAGACAUAUUCCAACGAAAACCUGUUGAAGACACCAUAAAGCUACAGACAAUGCUAUUCGCAAUUCAGUAUGCCUGUGCAAAAAGCUGGAUUGAUUGUGGCGUUCAAAUUGCCGCUGUCGUAGGUCACAGUUUUGGUGAGCUAACCGCACUUUGCGUAUCUGGCGUCCUCUCCCUCAAGGAUACUGCGAAGAUGAUAGCUGAUAGAGCCCUGCUGGUACGAGACUCCUGGGGCACUGACCGAGGAUCAAUGAUGGCAAUCGAAGCGGACCUUGAAGUCGUCCAAAAUCUUAUAGCGGAAGCAGGAGAGAAAUAUCCUGACGGGGCACAAGCUACGAUCGCUUGCUAUAAUGGCCCAAGGAGUUUCACGCUCGCUGGGUCGACCGAAGCUAUUGAUAACAUCGCAAAGAUGGUGGCCGAUCCGGACUACUCGUCGUGUACUAGGACCAAGAAGCUCAACGUGACCAAUGCAUUCCAUUCAACCCUAGUUGAACCAUUGAUGGAAGGCUUGGAGGGGAUUGGGGAUGAGCUCAACUUUAGGGAAGCUGUCAUACAACUGGAAAGGUCAACUGAGGAGUCUUAUACUGAGAUAUCAUCGGAAUUCGUGGCUGAACAUAUGAGAAAUCCAGUGUACUUCAAUCAUGCUGUCCAAAGACUGGCGGGACGAUAUCCAUCCGCAAUUUGGCUUGAAGCGGGUUCGAACUCUACUAUAACCACCAUGGCAAGCCGAGCCCUCGGAUCUCCUUCGGAUUCUUGCUUCCAAGGGAUCAAUAUUACUAGCGACAAUGGUUUACGAAAUCUCGCAGAUGCCACAACAGCACUUUGGGAGGCUGGGCUAAAAACUGAAUACUGGCCACAUCAUGCACUCCAGACAUAUGAAUACGGUCAUAUUUUCCUCCCACCAUAUCAAUUUGAGAAGGUUAAGCAUUGGAUGGACCUCAAACAACCCCUAAAGACAACCGUUCAGGUAGAAAGGGCCCCAAAAGUAAUAGACCAAGAGGUACCGACCGGUCUCUUGACAUUUAUUGGCUACCAAGACGAAGAACAACGCUCUGCCCGCUUCCGUAUCAACACUUUUACGAAGAAGUACGAAGAUUUCAUUUCGGGCCACUUAAUCGCAAAUACUGCCCCUAUUUGCCCAGCCACCCUCGAGGUCGACAUGACAAUCGAAGCACUCAUGAGCAUUCGUCCAGAUUUCGCCGCGAAUGACCCCUCUCGAUUUGUUUGGAUAGAGUUCGAGGCCCUUGACGUAGAGUGCCACUCCUGGAGCUGGAAGAUUAUCAGUAACGUGCCAGAAAAGCCUAGGUCAGAAACCGAACAUGUGCAUGGCAAACUGAUUUUCCGCUCCGUUCAUGAGCCUGAGUAUGAAGCCGAGUUCGCGAGAUAUGAGCGAUUGGUCCGCCACGAACGGUGUCUCGACAUCCUAAAAUCGGAUGACGCCGAUGACAUAAUUCAAGGGCGAAAUAUCUACACGACCUUUUCUAGUGUCGUCGACUAUGGAGAACAAUACCGUGGGGUGAAGAAAAUCGUCGGUCUUGGAAAUGAAUCCGUCGGGCGUGUCGUAAAGAAAUACACGGGAGAGACCUGGCUCGAUACUCAUCUUUCUGACUGCUUCAGUCAGGUCGGCGGGAUUUGGGCUAACUGUAUGACCAACACCGCACCUGAAGAUAUGUUUAUCGCAAGUGGGUGUGAGCUUCUGAUUAGGUCUCCUAAAGUACUGAAUGACAGUCCCCGGCCGGAGAUGUGGCAUGUAUACGCCCACCAUCAUCAAAAGUCAGAAAAGGAGUAUACUACUGACGUCUUCACAUUCGAUGGGACGAAUGGCCAACUUGUAGAAGUCAUGCUAGGAAUCAAGUACGCGAAAGUUCCAAAAGCCUCUAUGCGGAAGAUUCUCACGAGACUCUCACCUGGUGUCGCAAAGCCAACACCACUAGCAGCUCUAGAUUCAAGCACGCCAGAGAAGACAACUAAUAUUAGCGCAUCACCAAACAAGCCAGCGAAGAAAGCUAAAUUGCCAAAGGUAAAGAAGGAAAAGAAGCAGCGGUCCGGAAAGCCCGAUAUCAAGUCAACCGUGAAAAGUGUCCUUUCAAACAUUUCAGGCAUCGAUGUUGAAGAUAUAAAAGAAGACACCGAACUAGCCAAUAUUGGUAUCGACUCCCUCAUGGGUAUGGAACUCGCACGCGAGAUUGAAACUGUAUUUGAGUGUCCCAUGCCGGCGGAGAAGCUAGCGGAGGUCUUUGACUUCCCUUCGUUGGUCGAUUGUAUUAAGUCUGCCUUACCGCCGGUCGAGGGCGGCGUUUCCGAAGAAGAGGAUGAUAAUAAGACGGAAUAUUCUGUUGACGAUGAUGACGAGUCAUCGAAAGACUCCGAAACCAUUUCCUCUGCCGAAGACUCUGCUGCUGAGGACUCAAAGCAAAAUAGUACCACUUCAGCUUCGAGUGUCAGCGGCUCGUCAACUAAACCUAGAACGUCCACGCCCUUUAAUGGAGCUGUACCGUUUGCAACCAGUGGAGAUAAUCUCAAGAUCCCAGCAUCGGCCAUCCUAGAAUGCUUUGGCGAAGUAAAGAUGAAGACUGACCAGAUGAUUCAAGAUUACAAGUCUGAUAAUUUCGCCGAUAUAAUUAACCCGAAGAUUACUCAACUUUGCAUUACGCUUACCCUUGACGCCUUUGAAAAGUUAGGGGUUUCGAUAAGAACAGCGAAGGCCGGCCAAGUGCUUCAGCGCAUCCAGUACGCCUCACAGCACCGGAGGCUUGUGGACUAUCUGUACGAGUUACUAGAGAAAGAAGCGCGGCUCAUAGAGAUCGAUGGGACUAAAGCUGUUCGUACAGGUAUAUCUCCUCCUACGAAGUCUAGCAACGUUCUUUAUCAAGAACUUCUUCGAUUAUACCCAGAUUGGAACUAUGCAGUAAAGCUCACCCAAUACGCUGGGACCAGAUUGGUGGAUGUCUUGACAAAUAAGACAGAUGGUAUCAAGCUCAUCUUCGGAAAUGACGAAGGUAGAGAACUGGUGGGCGGUCUUUACUGUGACCAUGUUUUCAACAGAAUGAACUACCAACAAAUGGCAGAUGUCGUUGAAAAGUUGAUAUUAAAGCUUCCAAUGAGAGAUGGUCCUUUGAGAAUUUUAGAAUUAGGAGCUGGCACUGGAGGAACGACGUUAUUCAUGGCACCUCUUCUAGCGCGGCUUGGUGCUCCAGUAGAAUACACAUUUACGGACCUUUCGGCAUCGAUGGUUGGUUUGGCGAAGAAGAAAUUUAAGGAAUACCCCUUUAUGAAAUUCUUUACUCACGACAUGGAGAAGCCAAUUCCCGAAGAGCUCAAAGGCACGCAACAUCUUGUUCUUGCCAGUAAUGCGAUUCACGCGACUCACGAUUUAGUCAAGUCGUGCGCUAAUAUCCGUGAGUCCCUUCGUGAAGAUGGGUUCAUGAUGAUUUUGGAAAUGACGGAGAUCGUCCCCUUUGUCGAUAUCAUUUUUGGGCUUUUAGAGGGAUGGUGGCUUUUCGACGAUGGCCGCAAGCACGCUAUCGCCUCCCCAGACAGAUGGGAGAGGGACAUGCAAACCGCAGGGUUCGGUCAUGUCGAUUAUACCGACGGUCAUCUCGCCGAAAAUAAGAUCCAGAAAGUCAUCAUGGCCCUCGCUUCCGGUCCGACCUACCCACGUCUACCUAUCCCCGAGAAGCCGGCACCGAAGCACGAGGUGACGGAUUUGGUAGCUCGGGAGAAAGAUAUAUCCAACUACGUCCGGAAAUUCAGCGCCGGCUUCGAGCCCCCAACAUCAUCAGAGUCAGCACCGCUACACAACGACGCCCAGUGCGUGUUGAUCACGGGUACUACCGGUAGCCUCGGCUCACACCUCGCUAAGGAAUUUGCUGAGCGCCCCGAUGUGAAGACUGUCAUAUGUCUGAAUCGAAAUAGUAAAACCGACCCCCUUGAGCGUCAAAAGGGGGCAUUUGCUUCCCGGGGAGUCGUCCUAGAUGACACUGCCUUUGAAAAGCUGCAGAUUAUCGAGACGGAUACUACCAAACCUAAACUCGGUCUUUCCGACAAAGAAUACGACUCCUUGGUUCAGAAUGUGACCGGUAUUCUACAUAAUGCAUGGCCUAUGUCCGGCAAACGUGCCUUAAAGGGGUUCGAGGGCCAAUUUAAGGCUUUGAGGAACUUAGUCGACCUUGCCAGAGAGGCAGCCUGCACUCGCCCGGCUUCCGCUAAAAUCACAUUUCAGCUAAUUUCCUCUAUUGGGGUGGUUGGCUACUACCCAUUAUGGAGCGGUAUCACUAGGGUGCCGGAAGAAAGAAUGGAAAUUAAGUCUGUGCUGCCUAACGGUUACUGCGACGCCAAAUUUACGUGUGAGAGGAUUCUUAAUGAAACUUUGCACAAAUACCCUGAUCGGUUCCGUACCAUGACAGCUAGACUUGGUCAAAUUGCCGGAUCUACGGUAACCGGCUAUUGGAAUCCCAUGGAGCACUUCUCAUUCCUUGUUAAGUCCUCCAAAUCGUUGAAGGUGCUUCCAGACUUUGAAGGUGUCCUAUCGUGGUGUCCGGUGAACAGUAUGGCUGCUGUUCUCACAGAACUCCUGCUUUCUAACGUAGCGCCUCAUGCGAUCUACCACGUUGAUAACCCGAAGCAGCAACCAUGGCGCGAAAUGAUCGGGACCCUAGCCGAUGCGCUCGACGUGCCCACCUCGAACAUAAUCCCAUUCCGCGAGUGGGUAUCCAAAGUCCGGCGGUCGCCGUUGUCAAUUGAGACCGAUAACCCCGCCGGGAAGUUGAUCGAUUUCCUAGACGAUCAUUUCUUGCGCAUGUCUUGCGGCGGACUGAUUUUAGACACGAAGAAAUCAUGCGAACAUUCGCCAACCCUUGCAGCCACUCAACCUGUUAGUGUGGAAGUGGCGAGGAAAUACGUCAAAGCAUGGGAGGACAUGGGGUUCUUAUAUUAG